Molecule: messenger RNA, 3284 nt
Organism: Didymodactylos carnosus
Lineage: Eukaryota; Metazoa; Rotifera; Eurotatoria; Philodinida; Philodinidae
Source: the annotation of a GenBank genome assembly
GUUUUUCUCGAAAAACGACAUCUUUCGAGUAUUUCGUAUUUUUCGACCGGAAGGAAGCAAACAUUUGCUGAGACUAAAAGGUAGUUUUUCGUGGUCAGCAGCUCAAGCUCUAUCCAAUGAUGUAAAGAAAACACGAAAACAUUUUUUUACAGAAAGUUUGAGUUGCCUGCACCUUACCUAGAAUUAUAAAUCCAGCACAUUCUGGUUAUACCAUAUUGCUUGUAAACAAAAGUGUGAAUUUGCUAUUCAUGUUUGCAAUAAAUACCAUGAAUUUCCACGCGUGUCGUUCCAUAUAUGAACUACAUGGGAUAUACACGAUCGUAUGCGGCAGAUGUAUGUCGCUGUACGUGACCGUACAGCGCGGUCGCAAGGUGAAGAAGUAAAUUUUGUAUAAUGAAGAUGCCAGAGAUAGUAGUGACGAAGACCAAAUUCGUUGUUGAUAUAGCUUUUUUUAGUAGAGCUGCGUAUUAUCCAUAAAUAUCCCUAGUGAAUGUACUUGCGAGUGGGCACUUGUUUACUUGCAAAUUUCUGCCGGUACUUGACAAGUACUUGACAUGCAUUAUAAGAACUUGGCAAGCAUUUUCCAAAAAUACUGCUUAAUAAGUACUUGUGCAAGGACUUGCGGAAAAUUGCAAGUAAACAAAUACCUAAGUAGAUUUAGUAAAUACAUAAACUAAUUUUUAAUAUCUUUCUAUCUAUUUUUUUUCCAUCUUUUCACAUUCAUCAGAAUUGUUUCUUACGCGCUCACUAGGUUAAAAUAAAAGUAAAACAACAGAAUAAACAUUAUUCUACCAACACAUACACAUUAUUUGUCAUGUACUUCCCAAGUACUUCAAGUACUUGUAGAAUUUAGUCAACAGUAUCACUUGCCAAGUAUGUGAUUUACUUGUCAAACUUUCCUCAGUACUUGCGGACUACUUGAGUAAGUACUUAGCCAAGUGCUUGACAAGCAGAUCAAGUAAUUCAAUUACUUGAUUUACUUGCGAAAAAAGCCAGGAACGCUAGACAAAACGUGCGAGGGUAUUUGGGCAAGUACUUAUAUGCAAGUACAUUCACUAGGGAUAGAGUCAGCAAAACGUCUUAUUAUAUAUCUUUCUACUUCUGUUGUUUCUAGAAAGCAAUCAAUCAAGCAAUUAUAUAUUUCUAUUUUGAGUUAUGAAUGUUGAGUACUCAUUAAUUAGAAAGUGAUCGCGUUUUGGAAACGCUGACCAACGUGUUUUACUCGUUCCAAUAUGUGACCACUUUUAUACUAAUUUUGGUUGUAUUUUUAAGAAACUGCGUUUUGAAGACAACAGUCUAAUCUAUCAGAUAAAGUAUUUAAAAUUCUAUUCUAAUGGAUCAGCUAGAUACAAAAAGAUUGUCUAGCCACAAAAUUCAUCCCUUUUACGGGCAAAUGUGUGAAAAAGUUGAAGAAUUAGAAUGAUAUGACACUUAAUCCUGUAAAUACUAGAGGUUUAAGUAAAUUUUAUAGUUUAGUUGAAAAGAAGAGAAAGCGGGAUGUAUCAUCAUUUAGAGGAUGAAUUAUGGAAACAAUAUGAGUUUAUUUUAUAUACCAGUGUAUUUCUUUACUAGGUAUGGUUGUGACUAAUGAUGAUGAAACCGAUGAUCGCAUAUUUAUUCGACCAUCAAUGGAAAAAUUUAAAUCAACCACGAAUCCUUAUCUAUACAUCUGCGAUGAUGGUUAUUCAAAACCCAAACUUGGCUUCAUAGCUAAACAGUUUAUUCAAUUACUUUCGGGUCUAGGCAUUCGUGAUGAAAUAUUUUUGAAAAAACAAGAAGAAUAUUUUAAUGAAAUUCGUUCCAUGUGUUCUAAUCGUGAUGUAGCUAUUAAAUAUUGUCUUUAUUUUGAUCGAUUGGAUCUAGUAUCAGAACUAAUGGAUACGACAAAAAAUUUUAGUGAAUCUAUGAUGAAUGAAUUAAAAUUAAUGCAGAAACGAUCAAGUUCAAUUGAAAGUAUAAAUAAAUUAAAAAUUCCAAUAACAAAAUCUCGACUUGCAUUUGGUGUUGCUGAUACUACAGGUGAACUUCGAGCUGGUGAAAUUUUUUUUCAGCCAACAUUAAACGGUCGACCUUUUAUACUUGAUGGUGCACGAGUUAUGGUAGCAAAAUCGCCAAGUUAUCAUUUGGGAGAUAUUCGUGUAUUAAGUUUACGUGUUAUCAAAAACUUAUCUUAUCUGUAUGAUUUGAUUGUAUUUCCAACUCAAGGUAAUCGUCCACAUUCAAAUGAAAUAGCUGGUAGUGAUCUUGAUGGUGAUCAUUAUUUGAUCUGUUGGGAUGAAGAAUUAAUACCUGAAAACUUGAAUAACCCAAUGAACUAUUCAUCAAACUCAGAAGCCAAGAAAACUCCAAAUAUAACGCAAACAGAUAUCAUUAAACAUUUUGCAAAAGUUGCACAUGACAGCACUGUUGGUACAAUUAGUAAUUAUUUCAAUAAAUGGGCCGAUCUCAAUGGAAUAACAUGCACACAGUGUCGACAAUUAGCUGAAUUAUUCUCAACCGCUAUCGAUGCACCCAAAACUGGUGAAAUUGUUAGAAUUCCCCCACAUCUCCGUCUACCUCAGUUAGAUACAACUGAUUCUUCUAUCACAGACAAUAGCCAGAGUGAUAAUAAUAAAAAAGAAUUCGUUUGGAUAAAAAUGCGAAAAAAUGGUGAAUCAUUUAUAAAAUCAUCAAUAAUUCAAUCUGACUUAGAUAUGUUAUUAUCGAAACAAACACUAUUAAAUAUAUUUUUGGAGCGUCGUUGUCCUCAAUAUUAUAAUUUUUAUAAUACUCAAUCACUGGAUGAAUAUAAUCUCAUAUGUUUAGCAAUUAAAUGGUGUAAUGAACAGAAAGAUGGUAAUGGUGAAAAUCUCAAAGAUUUUUAUUCUUUAUUUGAUUUUAGUCAAUUAACAAUGAAACAAAAACGAGAUAUUGAAUUAUCAUGUGCAAUUGAACAUUCAAACAUCAUUUAUGAUAGUUUACAAAAAUCAAAAAUUCUAUCAAAUGAAUUAAUUAAACAAUAUCAUUUGAAUCAGACAACAUCAACAUGGCGUCUGUAUUAUGUUUCAUCUAGUCUAUUCAAUGUUGAAUCUUCUUCUAGUUCAAAUCUUUCAUUGGCACCGAUUAUUUAUGCGUUAAAAGACAAUAAAAAGCUCCAACGUACCUUGAUUAAUAUUAGAAUAGAUUUGAAUGUAACACUUGUAUUUGAUAUUGAUUCAGGUGCAUUAUCGAAUGAUCCUGAUGUCAUUACAGAUCGUCAUGAUAAAGCAAUGUCAACAACAUAUCAGAUAAAUCCAGGUAAAUGA